Messenger RNA from Amyelois transitella, 2081 nucleotides. RefSeq names its product zinc transporter 7 (gene ZnT86D). Gene Ontology annotation, biological process: intracellular zinc ion homeostasis; zinc ion transport; transmembrane transport. Gene Ontology annotation, cellular component: Golgi apparatus; membrane. NCBI's taxonomy places the organism in Eukaryota, Metazoa, Arthropoda, Insecta, Lepidoptera, Pyralidae. Gene Ontology annotation, molecular function: zinc ion transmembrane transporter activity. Bases 328 to 1365 code for a protein of 345 amino acids. The transcript has 3 exons. The record is from RefSeq and is a predicted model, not a curated record.
UCAAGGCAAGUUUGUCACUGUCAGUCAAGCAAUUGCAAAGCAACUCAAUUUUUUGUUAAGUUUCGUUCAUCCAUACGUAUAAAUGGUAUUUUUGAAUUACAGUGAUAAAUAUUUAUUUUAAAUAUGUUGCUCAUUUACGGCUAUUAUUAAUAAGUAUACAAAAAGUAUCAUUUCAUUCACGAAUUAUCCAUUGAUACUAAAUUCCGAUAGGUUAUAAACCGCUUGGAAAGUACACGUAUGCAUGUUUCUUCGUUGGAGUUUUUGUAAUUAACUUGUAAUUAGUGCUGAAAUGACGUGAAAAGAUCCUGGAAAUUAAUUUGAGACACAAUGCUGCCCUUGACACAGAAGGAUACUCGCGUAUCCCGCGGGCCGUUGGGCGGGAUAAAAGAAAAGUUCCAAAAUUGGCUGAGACUCAUUUAUUCUGAUAAGAAUUCCAGGAAUUUGUUCCUUUUCCUCAUACUUAAUUUGUCGUUCGCUUUUGUAGAACUUUUCUAUGGCGUUUGGACUAACAGUUUAGGUCUUAUAUCUGAUGCAUUCCACAUGUUCUUCGACUGCACUGGCCUAGUGGCUGGUCUCGCUGCAUCUUUGGUGUCGAGGUGGAGGGCCAAUGAACGCUUCUCCUAUGGGUAUGCCAGGGCGGAAGUGCUGGCCGGGUUUGUCAAUGGACUGUUCCUGUUGUUCAUUGCAUUUUUCAUUAUGAGCGAAGCUGUGGAAAGAGCUAUAGAACCGCCUGAGGUUAAACACGAGCGCCUCCUCCUAGUAUCAAUUUUGGGCUUCCUCGUGAACCUUGUGGGGAUAUACGCCUUCCACCACGGCCAUGGUCACGGUCACGGUGGUCACGGCCAUAGUCACAACCAUGGUCACUCCCACAACAACGUCCACGGCCACACCCACGACGAAAUCGAAGCUCCCACCGGUGCUGGGUCAGCCAUCAUGCGAGGAGUCUUCCUACACGUCCUCGCAGAUACCCUCGGCUCUGUCGGUGUCAUUAUAUCAGCAAUCCUCAUGAGAAUGUUCGGCUGGAUGAGAGCAGAUCCUAUAUGCUCCAUGGCUAUAGCAUUACUCAUCGCCGCGAGUGUUAUACCAUUAGUAAAAGAUUCAGCUGGUGUGCUCAUGCAACGGACUCCAAGUAGUAUAGAGAGGUUGUUGCCGAAUUUAUACACGCGAGUGGUUGGUCUGGCGGGGGUGCACGCGGUACAAGAACCACACUUUUGGACUCUCUGCAGUGACGUCCACGUGGGCGCUAUAAAGUUAGAGGUAGCUAGGGAAGUCGACCCUAGAUACGUCACGGAACAAACAGCUAGGAUCUUCAGGGAAGCGGGCGUUAAACACCUAACGGUGCAACUGGAUUAUUUCCCGCUUUGAUCCAAAUCGAUAUCACAAAUGUACAUUAAAUUUUAUUGUAUAUAAGUUAUUAGUGCGAAUGUAUUUGAAUCAGUUAUCAAUGUGAUAUAACGUGUAUUCAGUUAAACGUUGAUUUAAUUGUCUUUUUGUAUUUGAGAACCCGCCUAGGCGUACACAAAUUUUAUACUUUGUUUUAACUAAAGGCUAAGCCGGUUUGCAAUAUUGUUUUUUUUAAUUCCAUAUAACUAAGUACUAUAUUAAGUUAUAUGUGACCGCCAUUUUUGCAAAGCAUUUACCAAGCAAUAACAAUAUGGUUGUCAAACAACAACAAAAUGGCGGGUGAUGGUCUAGCCAUGAAUAUAAAUGUUUAUGUAUGCAGAAAGCUAUUUUUAUACUUUGAAACUGUUUUUUUUUAAUUAAAAUAUACUUUGCACACAAACAUACAUGAGGUACAGCAGCCUAGGUUUUGGUUUAAUUGUAAAAAAAAACAGAUGGCGCUACUGUUAUUUAACAUGAUGAAUUUAAAUAAUUUAGCUGUAUUAUUUGCAUAUUUUUUCCAAUAAAGUAUACAAAACAUCACUUAUUUUAGUUUCAUAAAUAAUUCUAUCUGAAACAUAUUUUAAGACAAAAAAGCCAUUAUUACAUUUCUAUGGUACUUUUUCAUACACAAAAAGAUGUCUGAAAAAACCACUAGCGCCAUCGAUUCAAAUAGGAGGCAUGAUGUAUAGCUAUGGUGA